AUGCCCUACCGUGGCUCCGAGUAUAGGCCUCCGCUGCCACCACGAAGUCCACGGCCGCCGGCAGGAACAUCAUCGCCCGCUUCCGGUCGUGGGUACUCUCCCUUCCCCCUCCAGCCUCCGGCUUCACCUUUCCAGAACCCUGGGUCUCAAGUCCCAGCUGAGGCUGGCCCCCCGGUUCCACCCCGUCCAUCGGAGUACAGCGGCGGUCCGUUUCGGCCUCCUCCCACCGGCCACUAUGGCCCAUCGCCGGCAUCGCCACCGGGAUUGGCUCCCCCCGAUGCUACUGCUCCGGGCUACAUGAGCUUCCCCCCUCCUCCUGUUUCGCCUAAUAGAAUGCAUUCCAGACCUCCUCAUAUCCGGCAUCCGGCACCUCCGUUACCUCCUCGGCCACAGUCCACCACGUCGACUCAGUCGUGUGAUGCGUAUCGGCUUCAUUCAGUAACACCGCCUGUGCCAGUCCUGACGCCGAGUGCUCAAAAUCCGGGUAGAUUAACAAGUUUCCCUCCACCUCCACCGGGACCGCCGCCAACACAGAGCCCUGAGGUCUUCAGGCCAACUCCGCAUCAACCCACUGCUCACUCACGCCCAAGUCCCGUGAACACUUCACACGGAGAGUCAAGUAGCGUUCACCGUUCCAAAUUUCCCUUGCCUCCUAGCCCUCCUGUCGACCCGGAGAUUCCCAGUUCUCCGCCGCCGGCGUAUACGCCGGUGGCGGAUCCCACCCACCUACCCACUGCUCCUUCGUCAGUGUCGCUGACAAGUUGUUCAACUAUGCCUUCUCCGGUGACUUCUCCGGUGACUUCUUCUCCGUCAAUAUCGCACCUGACCGGAUCAUCAUCACCGCCACCAACUUCUUCCUCGACCGCAUUUCACCGAGGCGCCUAUCCCUUCUCGAUUUCUUCGAUGGCACCACAGCUAGUUGCAUCUCCAGUGGCAACGCAUUUAGUGUCAUCCCCUCCUGUGGCAUCCCCUACUUCGCCUCCCACGAGUGCCUCUGUCUCAAGUCCUCAAUCUCCGCACGAGCUCUCGUUCUUCCCUGCACCUCCCCUGAUAUCACCUGCGCCUCGGCAAGAUCCAAUCGAAGAACUGAUGCAGUCCAUGGGCCUGGGUGGAGCAUCAUCGUCGGACUCGGAAGCAGCGAGUCUUCGGAACGAAGCAACACACUCAACAUCAUAUGAUGCAAGUGUGGCUACCUCAGAUGGAUUCCAGCAUAGCUCCGUUGCUCCCCUCAGGCCUCCCAAAACUCCUUUGUCAACUCCCGGUCUGUCUAGGAGCUCUUUGAUUCAUGGCUCUGCGGCUAUGACGAGUUUCGAUAAUACUAUUCCCGACAGAGAUGGCGAUGAGGCGGACGAGGAGCUAUACCCUGCUCCCAAACCCUGCUCCACAAAGCUGCCGACCUCGUUGCGCAGUCAUGACCCAUCCGCCAUACUUUCUGCCAAUAAUUCAACGCCUAUGGACGCCUCUCACAUGCACCCCGAGACCUACGUUCGCCAGGGGGUUGGCCCUGGCUUCCGUCGCGCUCAGGGUCCUCCCGAAGGUGUCGGGGCACACCAUACCGGCAAGAUGGAAACGUACAAGCCUAACGGUGGCAUCACCCCUCCAAAGUCAUCUAUGACCCCAACUUCAUGCAUUGAUACACCCGUCACAUUCGAGACGAGUUGGUAUUCUCACUCGGCAGCGCCGGACUUUUUUAUUUGCUCAAGAUGCUACGUAGACCACAUCGCGACUACCCAGUUCCGAAAUAUUUUCAGAUGUUCGACAUUCAGCGAUAACAAGCCACGGCAUUGCAGAUUCAGCGCAUCAAGGAUGAAAGACAACAUCUUCAAAACAGCGUUGGCGACCAACUACUUGCAGCCGGUCAUCGACUGGAUGCGCCUCCGAAGCACUAUCAUUGAUUGUAAAGGUAUUGAUGGUGCUAGCGGGGAUGCUGGUGUGAGAUGGUUCAAUGCAAAGCAUGAUGCCAUCCCAGGCUUUGUAGUAUGUCAAGCAUGCUAUGAAGAUUAUGCGCUAUGCAACAGUCUCUCCUCUUUCCUUCAGCCGCAUCCACAAGCCCAGGGCUCGCAGGACGUAUGGGCCUGCGACCUGGCGGUCCCUUUCAUCCAGAAGCAAUAUCAGCUGGACGGCAAGACGAAGGACUGGAACAACUUCGCUUUUGAAGCGAAGUCGCGUCUAAGCAUCCCGCGCUGCCCGCAGAAUGUCCAGAUCAAGUCCAAGGGUAAAAAGUGGUUCACACCUAUAAAUGGUCCGGCUGGUCUGGUUCUCUGCGCCGCUUGCUAUUGCGAUCAGAUAAUCCACACUGGCGAGGAGGCCAAAUGGCAAGUUGCUCAUGGCCUCGUGGAAGCUAGCGACCUCCAGGUACGUUGUGCCGUAGGUCGUUCCCUCAAUGUCAGGAUACCGCUGGCGAGAGCACGUGACAUGGACGAUUUCUCUCUUUUCUGGAACGCUGUACGCGGUCUGGAGAGCCAUGCUUUAUGCGACGAGCAAGGAAUCACGGAUGGACAGUGGUACACCUUAAAUUCCAGCCCACGCGGUUUCCAGAUCUGCGGUGCGUGUCACGCUGCUAUCGCUGAAUCUCUGAAUAUAUCACAGUUCUUUGAGCGAAAGUGCGAUGUAGCGCCGGGUACGAACUUGAGAUGCUGUUUCAAUCUCACGCAUCCGAGACUCAGGGAUUUCUUGCCCAGGCUGCUGGAGAUGUAUUUUACAGGCAGCCCAACGGCCCUGACCGAAUUCGCCAAAGUAUAUGCCCUUAUUGCACCUUGCAAGAAAUACGAUGAAAUUCAGGACGGCCACUGGUAUGGCUGGCCUGAGUGCACCAUAUGCGCUGAAUGCUACGUGGGAUUCGCGCAGCACCAAGCACUCGCAUCACAAAUGCCUCUGAAUUCCACCAUGAUGGUUGGGAACAGAACGUGUGAACUCUACUCCGAGCGCUUGCGGGGGCUCUAUACGUCGUGUUCGGAGAAGUCGCCGCCCGAUGCCACUGAACUGUUGAACUUUGCCCAGCAUCGACGGCAGGUCUACGCCCAAACUGUGCCACAGAUGCGCAUGCUUGUGUUCCAGCAACGCCAGGCGGCAAGCCAACAGAAUAUGCUAAAUACGCUCAGUAUGUUCCACAACAACGCCGGCACACUGCAGCAGAUAAAUAGCCGUGGCCCUUUGGCGUAUACUUAUAACGUCCCGGGUCAUUGGGGCGGGUACGGGUACGCAAACUUGGAUCUCGCUCAAGGCGCCGCCGCUGGUCAGCAAGCUAUGGGCGUCUUGAUGGGCGCUCAGGGCCUGGUAAGUCAGUGUGCCAUGUUAGAGCAGCAGUGGAAGGCCGUGGAGUAG
Neoarthrinium moseri is the source of this 3324-nucleotide messenger RNA. RefSeq lists its product as uncharacterized. The transcript has a single exon. The coding region runs from base 1 to 3324 and encodes 1107 amino acids. The record is from RefSeq and is a predicted model, not a curated record. Lineage: Eukaryota; Fungi; Ascomycota; Sordariomycetes; Amphisphaeriales; Apiosporaceae.